CCGAGGAUCAGGAAGUAAAGUUGGUGCUUCGUCGGCGCCGGAGAAGUUUCUCACCCCGAAGGAGCGGAGGGUGAACAGGUGUCGUGAGCCAAGGGGAGCCUGACGCCGUCCGGGCCCCGCACUCCGAGGAGCCGCCGCGACGCCAGGUGAGAAUGUCAUCUUUGACUCACCGAGGCCGGCGGCGAGCUGAGGUUGGCAAGAACUCUGAAAAGAAGUUGGAAGGUGAGGAAGACUCCAACCAAGAAAGAGGUCUGGAUAAUGAUGACUCCGGGGACUCGAAGGAUAUUCGCCUCAACCUUAUGGAAGAGGUGUUGCUCCUGGGCCUGAAGGAUAAGGAGGGUUAUACGUCCUUCUGGAAUGACUGCAUUUCUUCUGGGCUUCGAGGAGGCAUCCUGAUAGAAUUGGCCAUGCGAGGCCGGAUCCAUCUGGAACCCCCGACCAUACGAAAGAAGAGGCUACUUGACAGAAAGGUGUUGCUAAAGUCAGAUAGUCCGACUGGCGAUGUCUUACUGGAUGAAACACUCAAGCACAUCAAGGCCACAGAACCGGCAGAAACGGUUCAAACAUGGAUAGAGCUGCUCACUGGUGAAACAUGGAAUCCCUUCAAGCUGCAGUACCAGCUGAGGAAUGUGCGAGAACGGAUUGCCAAAAACCUGGUAGAGAAGGGUAUCCUGACCACUGAGAAGCAAAACUUCCUGCUCUUUGACAUGACCACCCACCCAGUGACCAACACAACAGAGAAACAGCGGCUGGUCAGAAAGCUUCAGGAGAGCGUUCUGGAGCGAUGGGUGAAUGACCCCCAGCGCAUGGACCGCAGAACCCUGGCACUCCUGGUACUGGCCCACUCCUCAGAUGUGCUGGAAAGUGUCUUCUCCACCCUGGCAGAUGACAGAUACGACGUAGCCAUGAAUAGAGCCAAGGACCUGGUAGAGCUUGACCCCGAGGUGGAAGGAACAAAGCACAGCGCCACGGAGAUGAUCUGGGCCGUGUUGGCAGCCUUCAAUAAAUCCUAAAGCCGGCAGGCGGGUUCCUCCUUUCCCCCUGCUGCUGCUGCUGACCACCAGAAGCCACAUCACUCCAUCCGUGGGAUGAGGUGUUUAGGAGUUGGUUGAUUUUCAUCUAUUUUUUCCUUCUCUUGGACCAAAUUCUUGGUGAGUAAGCGAGCAACCUCAGGGCAUUGCCACAGGCCUUGACAUGAUAAAUGAAGACUUGCCACUUUUCCCAACACUUCUUAGCCCGCGGAGGAGAAGUUGGGGCUCAGCGCCCUGCUCUCCUUUUUUUUUGGCUCGCCCCCAUGGCUUACGCAGAUGUGACCAAGGUGGGGUCUGGAUGCUUCGGCCACAGUGUCAGGCAGAAGUAGCAGAGCAAGCUCUUCAUUUUUCUAAAAAAUUUGUCCCAUCUUAAAUAUAUAGCUCACUCAAGUCCUUUGUCUCUUGGACUCUCUCAGUGUACUGUAGUUUAUUAAAGCAGCAUCCUCCUUGGGUGAAGGGCAGAAAUCUAAACCAGUUUUUGAAGCACUUGAGAUGUGGUAUUUGUACAUCCCUGUCAUGCCAGCGUUCCCCCCCCACCAUCUUUCCAUUUCUAGCUUAAAGCAUGUCUAAAGCCUGCCAGCCUGGUCAUAAAUAUUUAGAGAUGAGAGAUAAAUUUUCAGACUCCCUCCUAUUCCACUCUUCCCCUGGUCAGAAAACCAAUUUAAAAAUUUAUCUCUUAACUACCUCCUGUAUGCAUUGCAGCAUUGGAAGCUGUGAUAGGGAAGGAACAAAAUUCCUACAGUACCACAAGAUUAUUUUGGUUUCCUCCUCCCUCCUGUGCCCUCCAGUCCUUUUCAUAUAUUUAUUUUGGCUUCAGCCAGUGAAUCUGGAACUGAAAUUGCUCUUGGAGUUCAGAGUAAGUAUCUAAGCUCUAGGUCUUUACUCCAUCAGGCUUCCUGACCAGAGGUGAGGAGUCCCCAAACUCCAUUUUAUUGUUAAGGUUAUGAGCCCCCUCCAGAUCACUCAUCUUCAAACCUCCUCCGUGUAAUUUGUAACAGAAAGGUCUCCCGUUUUCGACUCUGUAGAAGAGGCAGGAAGAACAUUUAUUGAGGGCGCCUCUUGGGGAUUAUGUAUCUUAAGAAAGGAAAUUUAGUAUUAGAAACCAGGAAUGAGUUCAGCUAAUGUUAGAAAUUGAGCCAUCCCUGCACACCCCUCCAUACCCCUCCAAUAAGCACUGCCUCUUGACUAUGGCUAAAACACAGUCUGUCAAAGCCCAGGCCUCCUGGUAGUUCUGGAAUGGACCUCUCCAGAGGGUUGUCAUGCAUGUUCAAAAGUAAGUGGAUGUUUCAGCAUAAUCUCUUUCCUUCUCCCUAACUUGGCCACAGUAAGCACAAAUAUUACCAAAUUAACAUGUCUUAGUUUUCCCUUAAUGACCUUUUGAUGACUAGAAGCAAAUUAUUGGUGAUAAUUAUGAAACUAGGCAGAAUUCCAGAUUUGCUUUUCUUGAGAUAGAAGCCAAAUCCCUCAUAACCCUCUUUGGCUUUGCUGUACUUGCAAUUUGAACAAUUCAUAUGCAUGAAAACCAGGUUGUCCUGUGGAAAGCAUCAGUUUAAAUGGUGCUAGAGGUCGUGUUAGUGUGGUUCUUUUCGGUCUUUGGUCAGUCAUUAUUUUUAAUACUUCUCUCUCGAAAAGACAGGGAGAGGCCAGGUAUGAAUCUGCAUUGUGUAUACUGCCAGUCAGCUUCCCUAUACUUGCAUAUGGCCAUCAUCUUUGUUCAAUAAAGUUUGUAUUCUUGGCUG
Molecule: messenger RNA, 2770 nt
Organism: Vombatus ursinus (common wombat)
Lineage: Eukaryota; Metazoa; Chordata; Mammalia; Diprotodontia; Vombatidae
Product: Golgi phosphoprotein 3-like
Exons: 5
Coding region: 153-1013 (286 amino acids)
Biological process (GO): Golgi organization; retrograde vesicle-mediated transport, Golgi to endoplasmic reticulum; Golgi to plasma membrane protein transport
Cellular component (GO): Golgi cisterna; cytosol; trans-Golgi network
Molecular function (GO): phosphatidylinositol-4-phosphate binding
Source: RefSeq, a predicted model, not a curated record